Molecule: messenger RNA, 1829 nt
Organism: Conger conger (European conger)
Lineage: Eukaryota; Metazoa; Chordata; Actinopteri; Anguilliformes; Congridae
Exons: 10
Coding region: 143-1714 (523 amino acids)
Source: RefSeq, a predicted model, not a curated record
GCGGCUCUCCAGGACCAGGGUUGCCGACCCCUGGGUUAAGGAUUAUGGAGCAUUGGAUUCCCUCGUGGAAUACAUUGCAACUUUUGUGCUUUGCUGGGGAAAGAAGAAGUAUGGACAGCAGAAAGAGGUCGUGACUGAUUUCAUGAACCUACGGGAGAGUGGUCUGAUCCCCUGGUACGUUACUGUGGAAGACAUGAAGGCGUGGAUCAUUUCCGAAGACCAAGCUAUCGUCAAGGAAAGAUUCCAGAUGGAAGAUUCAGGCAGGGAGGAUGGCCUGGUUUACCUGACGUGGGAGGUGAACAUCCGGCUGAAGCUGCAGGAGAUCGAGAGGGCCUGCAGACAGGUCUGCGGGAACCAGGGACUGGGGCCCCUCAGCCCACGUCUAGCCUGUGACCAGAACCCUCACCAGGCCGCUCUUACGGACCUGCAGUCACCGAACGGCGGUGUUUUACCGCCCAGCUCACUCUCCUCCCGUUACGAAUUUGUGUUUUUCAAAUUUCCUGACAUUUUUGACGCCCGCGCCGUUGUCCAGCGGGCCUUGAAGGACAUCCUGCACAAGCUGGCAUACCAGCCCGCCUCACGUCCACAGCCGCUGCCAGACGUGGUGGUGGACGUGGUGUCCAGCCUGCUCCAGGUGAUAACGGACGAGGGUGGAGCCCGUGACGGGGCCAGAGACGAGACGGACAUGAGGCUGCUGAGCAGCAUGGCUGUCGGCACGGUGGUGUCUGUGCUGCACGCGGUCCGUGCUGAUUUCAGCCAGACGGUGGAGUUCUCGCGGGCAACCAGGGACGGAAUGGUGGCCUUCAUUUUCACCGAGCUGCAGAGCAACGUAGGCUCCUCUCAGGCCCUGAAGGGGGCGCUGUGCAGCAAGGAAAGCAACACCACCGCUGCCAUUGCUACAGAGGUCACUGCCGCUGUCAGACAGCUCUGCCAGGACACACAAGCCUUCUCCAGCCCUAGUGUGACACCGGCACCGAUUAGAGAUGAGGCCAUCAUGGGAGAAGUGAAACUGGUAGAAGAGGAGGAUAACAUGGUGGAUCCCCUGCUGGGAAGUUUGGGUACUGCAGAUCCACAUGUGGCUGUGAUGGAGAUGCAGGAUGGAGAGAUCCAGGACACCUCCGCCAUCACCACGGCAGACACUGAAGCUUCCAGCCAGCUCUCCCCUGUGGAGUGUGCCCUCCCUGGCAUGGCAGUGAUGGAGCCAGGAGAAGAGGACUUUUCUGGGUCCACGGAGAGCCUAGAAGUAGCAUCAACGGUCCAGCAGGAUGACACCGAAGAGCUCCUGCUGGGCGAUUUGGCUACUGCAGAUCCACAGGUGGCUGUGAUGGAGCUGAAAGCCAUUCAGGAUGGAGAGACCCAGGACACCUCCACCAUCACCACGGCAGACACUGAAGCCUCCAGCCGGCUCUCCCCUGUGGAGCCUGCUGACCCUGGCAUGGCAGUGAUGGAGCCAGGAGAAGAGGACUUUUCUGGGUCCAUGGAGAGCCUAGAAGUAGCAUCAACGGUCCAGCAGGGUGACACUGAAGAUGAGAUGCAGGAUGCACGUGCUGUGGAUGAGCAAAAGGGGCCACUGGGAGAUGUGGACAUUGACCAGCCUGGGGUCCUCCCUCAGAAGCGGGGGAAGAAGAGGGUACUGCGGAGAUUCUUCGGGAGGUUUUGGAAAGCCCUGAAGAGCUCCCUCUGCUGCUGCUCUGUCCCUGAGGGGGAAGAAUGAGAAUCUUCUCUCAAUCACCUUGUCUUAUCUCCUUAUUCUUCACCAAACUCUUUAGCCAUAUCUGCCCAACUUCCUGUCUCUGAUCCAGUCGAGCUCAGUCACCUCCGCCUCCACC